GUCUGAUUUCGCCUAUGUAAUGGCGCUUGAACAAACGCACUGGGGGGGUGUUUUCUCUGCUUUUGCUUGCUGCAUGGCCCUCCAUGGAGCCCAUGGAUGGAUUGACUGCCAAGGUGCUUAUUUACUUGAUAUGGAGCAUGAUCCCGAUGGAGAUGGCAAGGGGAUUGUACCGCCGCCGCCACUAAUUGACAAACUCAAGCGAGACUUCCGAGCUGCGGCUGAACGAUUUGCUCGGAACUCGGAUGCCGUGGCCAGGACCGCCCGUCUCUUCCAAGCAGCCGCCCUACUUGUAAUAGAGAGCGUGGAUGAGUGUGGCUCCCCUUUUUUGCAGAGAUGAUCAAGAUCUCUUGGAUUUGGAGGCUGAGGAAGCCUACAGAGUCAAGCCAGCCAACUACUAGUCAUGUAGAGUUAAAAUUAAGAAGAGCAACAAGAUCCAAGAUCAAGGAGAAUCAGCACGCAGCUACAAGCCCUUGCUAUAAACACCUCUCCAUCACAAAGCUGGAGCCCAGGAACUUUGGGGCGAAUCGAAAUAUCAACCACCCCCUCAGCUUCAGCCCUGGCAUGGCAUCGCCAGAAGGCGCACUCACUACACCUGACUCAACGAGACCCUGUAUUUGAUUUUUCAGCUCUGCGUCGCUUGCUAAUUAGCGAGGCAUUACACAUCACAGGACCGCCCAGGUGCCGAUGGGUUUGAAAAUAGCAUCGCCAACGUCCGGAUGAUCUGUUGGCUAGGUAUACCUCAAAUAUCGCAUAGAAUACGAAGCGUCG
Molecule: messenger RNA, 768 nt
Organism: Trichoderma atroviride IMI 206040
Lineage: Eukaryota; Fungi; Ascomycota; Sordariomycetes; Hypocreales; Hypocreaceae
Source: RefSeq, a predicted model, not a curated record